AUGGGCAGACGCAAGUCGUCCACGGCGGGCAGCGAGCACGAUACGGAGAGCUUGGGAUCGCUCGAGUAUGGCAGUAGGGCUAGUGGCGGCGGGCGGCGGGCCCAGCGAGAGCCAGGCUUUGAAGAGGAGCUGGUGGAGGUGGAUCCCUUUGACACCGCUGUGGAGCAGCUGUAUGAGAAAAGGUGCGAGGAGGGUCUGGGUGUGGUGGGCUACGCGGCCACAGAUGAGCUACACUCUGCUUGGCGCAGCAGCCGGAUCGCAGCAUGCAUGAACGUUUCUGGCGUGCAGGGCUACAACGCGGAGGACACACUGACCCAGCUGUUCCUGUCCUCCAUCCGCAAGGGCAAGGAGUCCGAGGCGUGCCUGGCUGCUAAGGCCUUGGGCCUGCAUGUGACCACACUGGGCGCCUCCACCGCUAGCGAGGGCAUCUACCAGGAGCUGCUCAACGGCAGCGAUGUGGAUGUUCGAGCUGCGACGGGCGAGGGCGUCGCUCUGCUGUGGCUCAUGGGUGAUUUGAGCAGCUUGCCUGAGUCCCCGCGGCCUAGCCGCAGCAGCAGCAACGCCACCAACACGUACAACUCACUGGUGGCCAUGGCCGUGGGUUCACCACGAACCCCGAGGAUAGCGGCAGCCAUGGCGGCAUUCGGCAGCCCAGGCAAUGGCGCAGCCAGUGCCAGUCGCAACGACAAGCAGGGGCCAGCAGCAUGGUCCGAGAUGCAGCUGACAGCAGCAACCACGGAGCAGGAUGGUUAUGGUGCAGCAUUGCAGCAAGAGCGGCAGGCGCAACAGCAGCAGCAGCAAUCACACCCAGCUGUAGCAGACGAGUGUGUGUGGGGGGAGGAGGAGGAGGAGGAGGAGGAGGUGGACAGCCUGGAAGCCAUUGUAGAGCGCAUGCGUGACCUGGCCAAGAAUCGUGGCCAUGCAAGCCGGUUGAACAAAGGUGACCGUGCCACCUCCCGCGGCACAUUCCGUGACCUGUUGGCCAUCAUCGAGGGCGAGUAUGUGCCGGAGCAGAAGAUUAAGCUGCGACACGGUGACCUGCUGCUAGUCAGCGGCCUGCCUGACAACAUCCGGCUUAACUACUUGAGGGCAUACCUGGCGGAUGCUUUCCAGAGUCACCUGCAGAGCAACGAGCUGCUGCACGAGGUGUUCCACUUCCAGCCUGCUGUGGAGCCGGAGGAGAAGCUGACGCCACUCGAAAAGCGCAUGUUUCGCAGCAAGAGCUCGUGCGAUGUGCGCGACCGCACGGAGCUGCGGCGACAGGAGCGCAGCCAAAUGGCGAAUUACAGGCAUGGCUCGCUGGCAGACUAUUGA
This is a messenger RNA of Chlorella variabilis, 1314 nucleotides long. RefSeq lists its product as hypothetical. Lineage: Eukaryota; Viridiplantae; Chlorophyta; Trebouxiophyceae; Chlorellales; Chlorellaceae. The record is from RefSeq and is a predicted model, not a curated record. The transcript has 7 exons. Bases 1 to 1314 code for a protein of 437 amino acids.